GAGCAUACAUGUGCAUAUAUGUAUCCAGUAUCGUAUGACAGAUGAAAAGAAUACAAAAAGUCAUAUUCCAUGAGAAGGUCGUAAUUUAUUUCUCAAUUCUUCAAAAAUGAUCGGAUCAUAUUCCACUCCUAACAUAUCUAGAAAUUGACAGAAGGGCAUUAUGGUUUCUAUGACUUCUCCAGUCCGAGGUCGACGAAGUGUGGGAGAAGUAGGUGAGAUGAAAGCUAUUAAAGUUCGGAUAGAAGCGAUGGAACGGAGAAGGGAUUGAUGUUGAUUUGUCAUUCUUGGAAUUUCAGAGGAAGGGGUUAAAGAAGGGAAUAAAGAUUUUUCGAGCUUUGUAAGAGCUUCAAGGGUCGUGCGAAGAGUCGUCAAUGUUUUCGUUGGGGUCGUCAGAGUUUUGGAGGUGGAUGAGAUGGUUGUAGAUGUCGUUGUCGAUGUUGAUGUUGAUGUUGGAUCCCUUAGUCGAUGUAAUCCAUUAGUUUCAUUCGAUGCGUUGGUACUGGUAGAAAUUCCGAAACGGAGUGAUGGUGAUGAGAUCAUUGUCGAUGUCGAGGUUGCAGAUGUGGUGGGAAAGAGAGUCGAUGUUAAUGUUGUUGUCGAUGUCGGUGUAGUGAUCAUCGUUGUUGUCGCUGUCGUCGGAGGAGGGACCUGAGAGAAAGUCGUCAGUCCAGAAGAGAAGGAAGAGGAAGAACCGGGAAAAGGCUGAGAGACUAGUCGUGUAAGUUGAUGAGAGAUGGGCAAGAAAACGUUAUUUAGUAAUUCAAGGAAUUCUACAUCUGGAACAGAUGAAGUGGAUAAUGUGAGAGAAGAAGAAGAAGUCGAUGUGGAUGAUCGCCGGAGAGAAGGUUUGAUUUGAUAUUGAGGUGGAAUACGAGAUGGGAGAUCAGGAAUAGGUGGAAGGUCGAUAAAUGGAUUAAGAAAUUUUCGCACGGAUGGAGGGGAAGGUUCAGGAUGAUAAUCUAAUUCCAUAUCUGAAUCAUCUAUCAAAACCUGUGGGAAAUCAGGAAUAUUUGCUUGAGAGAUCGUUUGGUGUUG
This is a messenger RNA of Tremella mesenterica DSM 1558, 1035 nucleotides long. RefSeq lists its product as uncharacterized. The record is from RefSeq and is a predicted model, not a curated record. NCBI's taxonomy places the organism in Eukaryota, Fungi, Basidiomycota, Tremellomycetes, Tremellales, Tremellaceae. The coding region runs from base 413 to 652 and encodes 79 amino acids. The transcript has 2 exons.